This is a messenger RNA of Ctenocephalides felis (cat flea), 1609 nucleotides long. RefSeq names its product UPF0183 protein CG7083-like. Gene Ontology annotation, biological process: Golgi to plasma membrane protein transport. NCBI's taxonomy places the organism in Eukaryota, Metazoa, Arthropoda, Insecta, Siphonaptera, Pulicidae. The transcript is spliced from 11 exons. The record is from RefSeq and is a predicted model, not a curated record. Gene Ontology annotation, cellular component: trans-Golgi network. Bases 136 to 1425 code for a protein of 429 amino acids.
CGUAUGAUUCAAAAUGGCCGCUUGUAAACCAUCGUACGUAGUUUGAACAAAGAGUUGCGCAAAAUACUUUAUUAAACAAACGGCAUUUGAUUUUGAGUGAUUUAGAGUUUCAUUGUUUAUUUAAACUAAUAAGACAUGUUGGAUUUAGAAUUGGUACCUGAACGGUCCUUGGGAUGCGAGCAAUGGGAGUUUGUUUUGGGUAUGCAUUUUUCCCAAGCUGUUGCUAUCAUUCAAUCACAAGUUGGACUUAUCCGAGGAGUGCAAGUUUUAUACAGUGAUACGAGUCCACUAGCUGUUGAUUUGGCCAUAAAUUUACCACAUGAUGGAAUACGCUUGGUAUUCGACCCGGUUGUGCAAAGAUUAAAAUUAAUUGAAAUAUAUAAUUUGAAAUUAGUGAAGCUUAGAUAUUGUGGUCUUCCAUUUAACUCUCCAACUGUUUUGCCAUCCAUCGAGCAAGUUGAACAUUCUUUUGGAGCUACCCAUCCAGGAGUUUAUGAUGCAAAUAAGCAGUUAUUUUGUUUGCAUUUUCGUGGUCUCAGUUUCUAUUUUCCAGUAGAUAGCAAACUGCAGCCGGGCUAUGCACAUGGUUUGGGUUCCUUACAUUUUCCAAAUGGUGCAUCACCAGUGGUAUCUCGAUGUUCGUUAUACUGUGGCCCUAGUGCUCCAGAAGCCAGACCCCCAAACCUGCCCAUCACUUGUUACAACCAGCAAUUAUAUCUUGAAAGGGCCGAAGUUUUUCGUAGUCAUGGACAAACUAGAGGCCUAAGAAUGCAUUUAUAUAUGGAAGAUUCUCCAAGGAUACUCGAACCACGGAAGAAAAAGAUAACAAGAGAAUUAUUAUUUGGAGACAGUUGUCAAGAUGUUGCAAGCAGUCUUGGUGCACCCAGCAGAGUUUUUUAUAAAUCUGAAGAUAAAAUGAGAAUCCACAGUCCUAAUGCUCAUCGCAAAUCUGCUAGACGCAGUGAUUUUUUCUUUAAUUACUUUACUUUGGGCUUGGAUGUUUUGUUUGAUUCAAGAACACAGCGUUUGAAAAAAAUUGUGCUUCAUACUAAUUAUCCUGGACAUUAUAAUUUUAACAUGUAUCAUCGCUGUGAAUUUCACCUUCAGUUAGCUCCUGACAGACCUUCUACUUCUGAUGCAGGACGUCUGGUAGAUGUAACACCAUCUCCUGUCUUAGUAUCUGCAUACAGUAAAUGGGACUCUGUAAGUAGCCACUUAAGACCAUCUGAUAGACCAGUAGUUCUCAAUCGAGCUAGCUCUACAAAUACUACCAAUCCUUUUGGUAGCACAUUUUGUUAUGGAUACCAGGACAUAAUAUUUGAGGUCAUGCCAAACAACUAUAUCGCAUCUGUUACUUUGUACAGAAAUCAAUCUAGUUCUACAGAGAACAUGGCAAAGCAAACAUCAAUUCAUAACUCGGCAUGACCAUGGCUCUCAACCACUAGACUGGUUCUGUCCGGCAGAUAUUGGCAUCCUGAUAUGUCAUGAUGUGCAUGCCACUUAUAUUGAGAUUAUUUUCAAAAUAAUAAACCGUAAUAUAUGCGAAAAUAUGUGUCCAUAAACUGAUUAGCAUUGGUAACGUAUUAAUUAAUGGCUAAUUAACUGGUUG